Messenger RNA from Pestalotiopsis fici W106-1, 975 nucleotides. RefSeq lists its product as uncharacterized. The record is from RefSeq and is a predicted model, not a curated record. Bases 1 to 975 code for a protein of 324 amino acids. Lineage: Eukaryota; Fungi; Ascomycota; Sordariomycetes; Amphisphaeriales; Sporocadaceae. The transcript has a single exon.
AUGCUUUACCAGCGAAAUAUGCGUUACCAGCAAGAGAUGCCUCACCCGCAAAUGAUGCCACCUCCUCACCCGCAAGGGAUGCCACCUCACCCGCAAGCGAUGCCACCUCCUCACCCGCCAAUGAUGCCUCCCCGCCCGCAAGAGAUACAUAACCCGCAAAUGAUGCCACCUCACCCGCAAGCGAUGCCUCCUCGUCCACAGGAAACACCUCGCCCGCAGGUGAUGCCUUCUUAUCCGCAAGGAAUGUGUCUCCAAGAAGAGAUGAGUUUCCUACAAGAGAUGCGUCGCCAAGAAGAGAUAUGUCGCCAACUAGAGAUGCGUCUCCAACCAGAGAUCCGUUACCAGCAAAAGAUCCGUUCCCAGCAAGAGAUGCGUUACCCGCAAACGAUGCCUCCUCACUCGCCAGAGACGUAUUACCCGCAAACGAUGCCUCCUCACUCGCCAGAAACGUAUUACCCGCAUCAGAUGCCUCCACGCCCGCAAGAGAUACAUAACCCGCAAAUGAUGCCUCCUCACCAACAAGGAAUGCGUCACCCACAAAAUAUACAUCAUCCUCAACAUAUAUUGAACCCACACCAGGUUCAACAGGAUGCUUCUCAACACCAAGCUCAGGAUCGCCCUUGCGAACAACGAAUUGAGCCGAAACGCCGCCAACGGGCUCACAAGACACCUAAACCGCCAAAGACACCUAAACCGCCACAAGAUCCCCAGGUGCACGUUUCUCCUGUGAAGCAGAGGGCUCCGCUUGUUGUUGAUGGCCGAUCCGAGUGGGGAAAACGUAAAGGGUCUGUCCGCCCACCCCAGAAACCUGGCCAUGUUGAAGCUUCUGAUCCAGUCAAGGCAUCUACUCAGAGACCUGACCCUGAUCAUGCUUCUGAUCCAGUCAAGGCAUCUACUCAGAGACCUGACCCUGAUCAUGCUUCUGACACGAUCAAUGCACCUGCUCAGGACAACUUCAGCCAUCAAGGCUUAUAG